UGUUUGCAGCAGAGAAGAAUCGUCAUGUCUGGUCGCGGUAAAGGAGGGAAGGGUCUGGGGGAAAGGCGGCGCCAAGCGCCACAGGAAGGUGCUCCGGGAUAACAUCCAGGGCAUCACCAAACCCGCCAUCCGACGUUUGGGGCCCGCAGAGGGGAGUCAAGCGCAUCUCCGGCCUCAUCCUAUGAGGAGACCCGCGGAGUGCUGAAAGUCUUCCUGGAGAAUGUCAUCCGCGAUGCCGUCACCUACACCGAGCACGCCAAGAGGAAGACCGUCACCGCCAUGGAUGUCGUCUAUGCUCUCAAACGGCAGGGACGCACCCUCUACGGAAUUCGGAGGAUAA
Molecule: messenger RNA, 340 nt
Organism: Staurois parvus
Lineage: Eukaryota; Metazoa; Chordata; Amphibia; Anura; Ranidae
Source: the annotation of a GenBank genome assembly